AUGGCUUUCAGCUUCGGCUUCUCUGGCGAUGACAUAGAAGAGGACCCAAAUGACGUCUUGCCUCAGACGCAGGAAACAAGUGUUCCUGGCGCCGAUGUACCGCCACCAAUUGAAGCCAGAGCACAUGACCUAGACGAGCUGCUGUCCAGCCUCCCAGACAAACUCUCCUUUUCGAACCUGACCCUCACAUCUCCCAAAGGCUUCACCACCCGGCUCCCUCGCCGCGAAAUCUUCGAUGUGCGCGUGCAAAUCAUGGCCGAAGACGACGGCUCCUCAGAAAACGUGCUGGCCGGUCUCGAAAACACUGAUCUCCAAACCAACAUCUACGAAGGCGGGUACAAGACCUGGGAAUGCAGUCUCGACCUCGUCAAAUUCCUGCUCGACCGUGGACCGCGCAAAGACCUGGACGACAUGGUCAGGGUGAAUCAUGUUGUGGAGCUGGGUUGUGGGAGUGCGGUACCGUCGUUAUUGCUUUUCCAGUACGCCUUGAAGAACCAAUUGUCUAUGGUAUUCACCUUGGCGGAUUACAACGCAGAUGUCAUACGCCUCGUCACCCUACCCAACCUCGUUCUCGCAUGGGCAGCUACUUUAUCACCAGAAGACAGCGCAAAGCUGCUACCAGAUGGCAAUCCCUUACUCGACACAGAAGAGGAGCACGGUGAUUUGUACCUCACGCCUGAGAUUCUCGCAGCGUUCAAGCAGCAACUCCAGUCCACAGGGCUUACUCUCAACCUACUCUCUGGAUCUUGGACGCCGACGAACAAGUUCCUGGGCUUCGUCCCUUCGACACCAGAACUCGACACGUUCAUACUUGGCUCCGAGACGAUCUACUCCCCAGCCUCGCUAACCGCGUUCGCGGAGACGAUUUCUGCGCUGAUGAGCCGGGUGAAGACGGGCAAGGCGAUUGUGGCGGCGAAGAGGGUGUAUUUCGGUGUUGGUGGUAGUGUCGAUGCGUUUAGAGAGGAGUGUGCGAACCGGGGUGCGGUGGCAUAUGAAAUGGAGUUUGAGGGGUUGGAGACGGGGGGUGUGAGAAGGUGUUUGCUUGAGGUGCAGAUGUGCUGA
This is a messenger RNA of Macroventuria anomochaeta, 1062 nucleotides long. RefSeq lists its product as uncharacterized. Gene Ontology annotation, biological process: peptidyl-histidine methylation, to form tele-methylhistidine. The record is from RefSeq and is a predicted model, not a curated record. The transcript is spliced from 2 exons. NCBI's taxonomy places the organism in Eukaryota, Fungi, Ascomycota, Dothideomycetes, Pleosporales, Didymellaceae. Bases 1 to 1062 code for a protein of 353 amino acids. Gene Ontology annotation, molecular function: protein-L-histidine N-tele-methyltransferase activity.